CUUCUCCUUGUUCAACUGUGCAACUGGCAUUCAUGUAGUCAAAAUAAUCUGUAGCUGGUUAUUACUAGGUUUUUUUUUUUUUGUCGUCGGACGUCUGUCCUGACAGGAGGCACUAGCUUGAGGUAUUUUGUAGCAUCUUUUGACUAUGGACAGCGAGGGAAGGAAGGUGGUGGUCUGUGAUAAUGGCACUGGGUUUGUCAAGUGUGGCUUCGCUGGAUCCAACUUCCCGGACCACAUCUUCCCUGCCAUGGUGGGCCGACCGAUCAUUCGAUCAACCACCAAAGUGGGCAACAUCGAGAUAAAGGAUUUGAUGGUAGGAGAGGAGGCCAGCGAGUGCCGCUCCAUGCUCGAGGUGUCGUACCCCAUGGAUAACGGCAUGGUGCGCUGCUGGGAGGACAUGCUCCACCUGUGGGACUACACCUUCGGUCCCGACCGCCUAGACAUCAGCCCUCCAGACUGUAAGGUCCUGCUGACGGAGCCACCCAUGAACCCCAUCAAGAACCGUGAGAAGAUUGCAGAGGUCAUGUUCGAGACUUACCAGUUCCACGGCAUCUAUGUGGCAAUUCAGGCGGUGCUCACUCUGUACGCCCAGGGUUUACUGACCGGUGUGGUCGUCGACUCGGGGGACGGCGUCACCCACAUCUGCCCGGUGUACGAGGGCUUCUCUUUACCCCACCUCACACGCAGGCUGGACAUUGCGGGACGUGACAUCACGCGCUACCUCAUUAAGCUGCUGCUCCUGCGAGGUUACGCCUUCAACCACACGGCUGACUUUGAGACCGUGCGCAUGUUGAAGGAGAAGCUGUGCUACGUGGGAUACAACAUCGAGCAGGAGCAGCGCCUGGCCACAGAGACCACCGUCCUGGUGGAGUCAUACACACUCCCUGACGGCCGGCAGGUGAUGGUGGGUGGCGAGAGGUUCGGGGCCCCCGAGGCUCUCUUCCAGCCCCACCUCAUCAACGUGGAGGGAGCGGGAGUGGCCGAGCUCCUGUUCAACACCAUCCAGGCCGCCGACAUCGACCUCAGGGCAGACUUCUAUAAGCACAUCGUGCUGUCAGGAGGCACCACCAUGUACCCCGGCCUGCCAUCCAGGCUGGAGAGGGAGAUCAAGCAGCUCUACCUGGAGAGGGUGCUGAACGGAGACACUCAGAAACUCUCGAAGUUUAAGAUCCGCAUCGAGGACCCUCCCCGGCGUAAACACAUGGUGUUCCUGGGCGGCGCCGUGCUGGCCAACAUCAUGAAAGACAAGGACUCCUUCUGGCUGAGCCGGGCCGAGUACCUGGAGAGAGGCCUGGCAGUGCUGGACAAACUGGGAGGCGGCGUCAGAUAAGAAAACACAACUUAAAUGUCAAUCAAAAUCAAAAACAGUUUGUUCUAGCCAAUAAAGCGGGACCUCUGGAAUAGAUCGAGAACCAUAAUGUGCCAAUUAAAAAGUGCAUUGGACUCUUUUUUUUUUUUUUUAAUCGCUAAAAGCUGAUGGACAUGAUGACAAAAAUGAACUAGUUUGUGCUGGAGAACAUCACUGAAUGCUUUCAAACAAAUGUGCAAUAUUACGUUAUGGUGGCACAUCGCUAUAAACAUAUCCAAGUCAUAAUGUCUAUAAAGCAGAACAAAAUGAUUUUCUCUCUUCUUGUCAUUUUCCAUCAGUCUAUUGCAG
Myripristis murdjan (pinecone soldierfish) is the source of this 1657-nucleotide messenger RNA. RefSeq names its product actin-related protein 2. Bases 146 to 1330 code for a protein of 394 amino acids. Lineage: Eukaryota; Metazoa; Chordata; Actinopteri; Holocentriformes; Holocentridae. The transcript has 9 exons. The record is from RefSeq and is a predicted model, not a curated record.